Rangifer tarandus platyrhynchus (Svalbard reindeer) is the source of this 360-nucleotide messenger RNA. NCBI's taxonomy places the organism in Eukaryota, Metazoa, Chordata, Mammalia, Artiodactyla, Cervidae. The record is from the annotation of a GenBank genome assembly.
AUGGCCCGCGGUGCCCGCACCGGCCGCCCUCGCAUUAUGCGUUCCGGAGGCUGGGGGUCCCCAGGGGCGACGGUAGGAGCCCGGGGCGGUUUCUGCCAGAGCGAGGGACCUGUGGCCUCACCUCAGACUAAGGCACCCGCCACCCGUCCAAGUCCGGAACUGCGCGGCAGGGGUCGGACCCGGGUCCUCACCUUUCCUGGAGGGGCUGUGCGAGGUUCGGCUCCCCUGCGCGGGAAGAGAAGCGUCGAGCCGGGUCUGUGUGGCCUGGACUGCGCCGGUCACUCCAUCUUCGUCCAGCGGAUCGGGUGCGCCUUUUAUGCGGGCUCGUGCGAGGCGAGGACUGCUGGUGGGCCAAGCUAG